Messenger RNA from Cherax quadricarinatus, 1810 nucleotides. The record is from RefSeq and is a predicted model, not a curated record. NCBI's taxonomy places the organism in Eukaryota, Metazoa, Arthropoda, Malacostraca, Decapoda, Parastacidae.
UCCAUGGAGACUGAUGUUGUUGUGAUGGUGGUACUCACCUAAUUGUGGUUGCAGGGUCAAGACUCAGCUCCUGGCCCCUGUGUUAUUGCUAAAUUGGCCUAAUUUGCCCGAAAUGUUCAGCAUAACAAGGGGCUUUCUAUACAGUAAUUGGUGAAGGAUGGGUAUUGACUGGGAGUACCUCCGUGGGGUCACUGGGGAUUCAGGGGCCUGGGGUGAACCGGAUCUAGAGAAGCUCUAUCAUACUCUUGAGGGAAUUACCAAAGUGGAGCCUCAGGACAGGACUGUUAAGAAGUUAGAAAUGCUCUUCACUCACACCCAAGCAGUGAUGAUGGCCAAACAUGCUCAGGCUGUAGCACUGGAAGAAGAGCUUGGUCACCUAGCUGAGUCAGUGGGGCGGGGAGAUGCUCAACGGGAGCAAGAGCUGCAAACUGAGAUUGCACGGUUACAAGCCAUAGUUGCAAGUGGAGAUUGCCCAGCUAGUGAAAAGAAUAUUGCCUAUGACUGGUCAAGUGGAUGGCGUCUGAAGAAAAAAGAAUUGGAGGAAGCACUUCGACAGAAGAAUCUGGAGAUACAACAGUUCAUGGAUGACUUACAAGCCUGUGAAAAUGAGCGUGCUUAUCUUCAGUCAUCUGCGCUUGAAUUGGAAGAUCGCUUAGCUGAAGCUACAAAGGAAAUCAACAGUAUCACUGCAGAUUAUUUGUCUCUGAAAGAAUCCCAUGUUCAUUCUCAAGAGAGUCUGAGAGUAGCCCGAGAAGAAAUUGAUGGGUUACGUAGUCAUAUUGAAGAAAUGGCUAUUGAGAAAGCUCAUAUACAGCAGAAUUAUGAUGAACUUAGUACUGCUGUUGAUACCCGAGUUGAUCAAUUAAAAAAUCAUCUUGUCUUUCAUUAAAUCACCUAAGGCCACUAAUAACCCAGCAAAAGGCUGCAGUCAAAAUGAUAAAUUCCCACUCCCAACAGCAUACUCCACCAAUAUUCAAAAGUCUGAAACUGCUCACCAUAAAGAACAUCCAUACUUACUCAUGUGCCUGCUACAUACAUAGAACACUACACUCAAACAUAAACCCUCCACUCAAACUUCUCCUCACCAACCUUAACAGGUCACACAACAAUAACACAAGACACAGAUCUCUUUUUGAUGUACCCUGUGUCCAUAUCACAGUGUAAAAACUCUUUGCACAUAAAGGGCCCCAAAAUUUGGAAUUCAUUACCAGUACAUACUAAAGUAACUCGGUCUGAACAUCAAUGUAAGACUUCUCAAAAACCACUUACUCACCCUAAACUAAAUACUCAAUAUUUUACUUUACCAAAAAAUCUCCCAAUUGCCUAAAUCUUAAAACUUCAAAACAUGAUGCCCAAUACAUUGAUUAAAACUACCUUGUAGUAUAAAUAUCUUCCCAAAACAUUACUGCCUUACACCCAAUUGUAGCGUUCUCAUACUGUAAACUGCUUUCAACAACUCACAAAGUUAUAUUCUCGUAAUAUAAUUUCAAUAUUUACUAUUGAAACUAUUGUACUUUGAGUAAAAUUACUAUGUACUAUAAAUAAACAAGAUGUACAACUUAAACUAUCUUCAAUUUCUUUAGUGUUAAGUAGUGCCAUUAAAUUAAGUCUACCCAUAAUGCCUAGGCAUGAUAGUGGCUCUCUUUGCACUGCAACUCAUUUUUGUAAUUUCAUAAUCUCAAUGUAAUCUUGCAAGGAAAUAAAAAUUGAUUGAUUGAUUGAUAGGUGGUUAUCCUUUUAUACAGUUUUCACCCAACACAUGCAAGGUUGUUUAUUUUAUUAACACAUUGGCUGUUUCCCACCAAGGCAG